GAUUACAGAGUAUCCAUAUUUAGAAAGGUAUCACUCUAUCAUUAUUACGGUAUUACCCCACUUGGUAUAUUCAAAGAAAUGACCCACACUCCGUUACGAUAUCACCGCUGAUUGCCAAUUUGCCAAACACUCUCCUCCAUUUCUGUUUCCUCUUAUCGCAAAAUUUGAUCCAAACAAUCACCCCAUCCCAGUUUCCAUCUUCACUUCAGGAAAAGUCAGGUUCCGGGAGUACAUUUGAUUGCAAAGAUGGGAUUGAGCAUGAAACAGAUGGCUCUUUUAACCUCCUUCUUUGGUGUCUUCUCCUUCCUAUGCGGUGUCAUAGCUGAAAACAAGAAGCCUGCAGCAGGAACACCAAUUUCUGGGAAGGGUGUAGUUAUUUGCAAGUACCCUUCUGAUCCAACAGUGAUUUUGGGGUAUAUAUCUUUUGCCGCACUGAUUGCCUCUACUGUUGUUGGGCACAUGUCAAUAUUUUACCCCUAUAACAAGAGGGCUAUUCCAUCUAGUGCCCUGUUCCGCAGCAAAACCAUGUUCGUGUUUUUCAACAUUGCAUGGGUAACCGCUGGUUUAGCUGCCGCAUUGCUCCUUUGGCCAACAAUUACUGAGCAAUUCCAUUUAAGUCGUACAGUACAUCACAACCCAGCCUACGCUUGCCCUACUGCUAAGACCGGGGUCCUUGGUGGUGGUGCCUUUGUGUCCCUCGACUCAUGCCUCUUUUGGUUGAUAUGCCUCAUGUUGGCUAACAAUGCUCGAAGUGAUUACUUUGAGGAGGUUGAAGAUUCUCAGAAAGGGGAGCGCACCCAAGUUAUUAAUGUUGUACCCCCUAUUGGUUCAGAGGUCAUGAGCCAUGCCAACGUUGCUUAAUGGCAUACUAUAUGUGAACGACACUCUUUGGUUUAAUUUAUUUUUUUAGAAGAAAUUGAUUCAUCAAAAUCUUGAAAUAAAGAUAAUGUUGCAAGAUCGUGAACACAUGAUUGGUUUUACAUGUAUAUAUGCUUACAUGACCUCUAUGAGUA
Spinacia oleracea (spinach) is the source of this 1013-nucleotide messenger RNA. RefSeq lists its product as uncharacterized. The transcript is spliced from 4 exons. The record is from RefSeq and is a predicted model, not a curated record. NCBI's taxonomy places the organism in Eukaryota, Viridiplantae, Streptophyta, Magnoliopsida, Caryophyllales, Amaranthaceae. The coding region runs from base 247 to 861 and encodes 204 amino acids.